Messenger RNA from Kwoniella botswanensis, 402 nucleotides. RefSeq lists its product as uncharacterized. The transcript has 3 exons. NCBI's taxonomy places the organism in Eukaryota, Fungi, Basidiomycota, Tremellomycetes, Tremellales, Cryptococcaceae. The record is from RefSeq and is a predicted model, not a curated record. Bases 1 to 402 code for a protein of 133 amino acids.
AUGUUUUCGCCAAUACCUAUCUUAUGCUUACUUAUCCCCCUUGCAGUAGUUGUAAAUGCCCAGGAUUUUCCGGCUGGCUAUACGGGAUGUUACACUUUCCCUGCAAGUGGUCAGAUUACAGGACUGAACCCAGCCGAAUUCAAUCUUCCCCAUAACAAUCGAGGUGAAUGUAUCGCAACAUGCUUUCAAUCUGAAAUCUUAGCACCACACGCUUUCUUUUGGUACACGAUCGAUCCCACCAAUGAAGAAGUCGCCAUUCCAAACUGUCGAUGUUCGUAUCCACCUCCUCCGAUCGAUACUUGGAAACAUGGUGAUGCGACCAGAGACUGCAUCGUUGAGGCCGUCGGAGAUAGUUAUGGAUCAAAUCUCACCAGACCUAAACACGAGUUAACAGGAUGUUAG